Messenger RNA from Neopsephotus bourkii (Bourke's parrot), 1374 nucleotides. RefSeq names its product RNA-binding protein FUS-like. Bases 1 to 1374 code for a protein of 457 amino acids. The transcript is spliced from 12 exons. Gene Ontology annotation, biological process: regulation of DNA-templated transcription. Gene Ontology annotation, molecular function: transcription coregulator activity; RNA binding. NCBI's taxonomy places the organism in Eukaryota, Metazoa, Chordata, Aves, Psittaciformes, Psittacidae. The record is from RefSeq and is a predicted model, not a curated record. Gene Ontology annotation, cellular component: nucleus.
AUGCGUUUUUUCCCCAUAGACUACAGCCAAACCGCCACACAAAGCUAUGGGGCCUACCCCACACCCCCAGGCCAAGGCUAUUCCCAACAAGGCAGCCAAGGCUAUGGGCAGCAGAGCUACAGUGGCUACAGCCAGGCCCCGGAUGCGGCCUAUGGGCAGAACAGCUACAGCCAAUCCUAUGGGCAGAGCCAGAGCAGUUACAGCGCCCAAUCCACGCCCCCGGCCUACGGCGGCUCCGGGGGCUACGGCGGGGGCGGGCAGGGCUCGCAGGGCUCCUAUGGGCAGGCGGCGGCGGCAGCGGCGUAUCCGGGGUAUUCCCAACCCCCCAGCGGGGGCUCCUCCUCCGGAAGCUACAGCAGCAGCUCGCAGAGCUCCAGCUACGGGCAGCCCCCCAGCAGCGGCUACAGCCACCAGGGCAGCUACAGCGGGCAACAGCCCAGCUACAGCCAGCAGGCGGCCUACAACCCCCCCCCCAGCUACAGCCAGCAGGGCCAGUACGGCACCGGAGCCAGCUCCAGCUACAGCCAGGAGGCGGCGCCGCUGAGCAGCGGGGGGGGGUACCAGGACCAAGGCUCCUACGGGGGGGGGGCCCCCCCGGGGGAGCGGAGCCGGGGCCGAGGGGGCUACAACCGGGGCGGCUACGAGAGGGGGGGCCGAGGCAACCGGGGAGCCCGAGGGGGAGCCCCCACUAUGGGCGGUGGUGAGCGCGGUGCCUUCAGUAAGUUCGGGGGACCUCGGGACCAAGGGCCAAGGCACGAUGCAGGCGACCAGGAUAACUCGGACAACAACACCAUCUUCGUGCAGGGCCUGGGCGAGAACGUGACCAUCGAGUCCGUGGCCGACUACUUCAAGCAGAUCGGCAUCAUCAAGACCAACAAGAAGACCGGCCAGCCCAUGAUCAACCUGUACACGGACCGCGAGACCGGCAAGCUCAAGGGGGAGGCCACCGUCUCCUUCGACGACCCCCCCUCCGCCAAGGCCGCCAUUGAUUGGUUCGACGGUAAAGAGUUCUCCGGGAACCCCAUCAAGGUUUCCUUCGCCACCCGCAGAGCAGACUUCAACCGGGGGGGGGGCGGCGGACGGGGGGGGCGCGGACGGGGAGGCCCUAUGGGGCGCGGUGGCUUCGGUGGCUCCGGUUCCGGUUCCGGUUCCCGGGGCGGGUUCCCCAGUGGAGGGGGGGGCCAGCAGCGAGCAGGAGACUGGAAAUGCCCCAAUCCGGCCUGCGAGAACAUGAACUUCUCCUGGCGGAACGAAUGCAACCAAUGCAAAGCCCCCAAACCCGAGGGGCCCGGGGCCCCCCACAUGGGCAAGUACCCGGGGGGGGGCGGAGGAGGCGGAGCCAACCGCGGCGCCAACCACAUGGGUACGGCAUGA